Molecule: messenger RNA, 4525 nt
Organism: Hipposideros armiger (great roundleaf bat)
Lineage: Eukaryota; Metazoa; Chordata; Mammalia; Chiroptera; Hipposideridae
Gene: R3HDM1
Product: R3H domain containing 1
Exons: 26
Coding region: 405-3539 (1044 amino acids)
Molecular function (GO): nucleic acid binding
Source: RefSeq, a predicted model, not a curated record
UUCUGCCAGCCCCGGCCGCCGCUGGAGCCGGUGUCCGGGCUGGUGAUGGGGUUAAUUCCCUUUCGUAAGACUCGUACUUGCACCCACCCAGCCCCGCCGUCGCCCCGCCGCGCCGCACUCGAACCGCCUCCUCCUCCUCCUCCUCAGUAACGCGGGCCACUGAAAGGCAUGAUAUACUUGAUCCAAGACAGUCCAUUUCAGUCCAGAAAUCUACAGUGGUGACAAGGACAUGGGACUCCUUCUGCCGUUUUCCAGAUGGUUCAAUACAAUUGACAUCCUGGCUGACAACUGUGAAAAAGAACCUUGGAUUAUUUUAUUUUAUUUCUGUGGUAUACCACAAUCCCAAAUCCAUAGGACACAUCAGGCUUCAAGUUCCUUGUAGAAUUCUAAAAUAACCUUUGCUGAUGAGGAUGUCUGAUACUGUUACUGUAAAACAUGAAACUGAAACAAUGAAGGAUUUGGAAGCAGAAAUGAAAGAUACAACCAGAGUUGAAAAUCUUACCAAAUCAGAGAACUAUGGGAAGAUUUUGGCAGAGAAGAAUGAACGUUGUAUUGACAACAAUAUUGAUUUGCAGCGGCCAUUGCAGUCAUUUGGACAGACAGGAAAAAGGUCUAAGUCAAGCUCAAAGUUAAAGCUAGUUCGGAGCCUUGCAGUGUGUGAAGAAUCUCCACCACCCCCUACAACAGAGAUAUCACAGGAGAACCAGGAGAAAAUUCAGAUCCAGUUAACACAAUCAUUUGAAAAAGAGGAGAAGCCCUCAAAAGAUGAAGCAGAAAAAGAAAAAGCCAAUGAUAAGUUGCCCAGAAAAAUGUUAUCAAGAGAUUCCAGUCAAGAAUACACUGAUUCAACUGGCAUAGAUCUACAUGAAUUUUUAGUAAAUACAUUAAAAAACAAUCCCAGGGACAGAAUGAUGCUGUUGAAAUUGGAACAAGAAAUUUUAGAUUUCAUUGGUAAUAAUGAGUCUCCACGUAAAAAAUUCCCCCCAAUGACAUCUUACCAUAGGAUGCUAUUACACAGGGUAGCUGCUUACUUUGGAUUAGACCACAAUGUUGAUCAGAGUGGAAAAUCUGUCAUAGUAAACAAAACUAGCAAUACAAGAAUACCUGAUCAGAAAUUUAAUGAACAUAUUAAGGAUGAUAAAGGUGAAGACUUUCAGAAACGAUAUAUCCUCAAGAGAGAUAACUCUAGCUUUGACAAAGAUGAUAACCAGAUGAGAAUACGUUUAAAAGAUGACAGAAGAAGCAAAUCUAUAGAAGAAAGAGAAGAAGAGUACCAGAGAGCUAGAGACCGCAUAUUUUCCCAAGAUUCCCUGUGUUCCCAAGAGAAUUAUAUUAUUGACAAAAGAAUCCAAGAUGAGGAUGCUAGUAGUACCCAACAGAGGCGCCAGAUAUUUAGAGUUAAUAAAGAUGCUUCAGGAAGGUCAACGAAUAGCCAUCAAAGCAGCACUGAGAACGAUCUGAAGUACUCUGAACCACGACCCUGGAGCAGCACAGAUUCAGACAGCUCUCUCCGAAACUUCAAGCCUGCUGUGACCAAAGCCAGCAGCUUCAGUGGAAUUUCAGUCCUGACAAGAGGUGAUAGUUCUGGAAGCAGCAAAAGCAUAGGCAGGCUUUCAAAAACAGGUUCUGAGUCUUCUGGUAGUGUAGGGUCAUCUACGGGCUCUCUUUCUCACAUCCAGCAGCCUCUUCCAGGUACAGCUCUCAGCCAGUCUUCUCAUGGCGCACCUGUCGUCUAUCCAACUGUCAGCACUCAUAGUUCUCUUUCCUUUGAUGGUGGCCUAAAUGGGCAAGUCGCAUCUCCUAGUACUAGCUUCUUUUUGCUUCCCUUGGAAGCGGCAGGCAUACCACCUGGCAGUAUUCUGAUCAACCCACAAACAGGUCAGCCCUUCAUAAACCCAGAUGGGAGUCCAGUUGUGUAUAACCCUCCUAUGACUCAACAACCAGUGAGAACCCAAGUGCCUGGACCGCCCCCUCUGCCACCCCCGCCACCUCAACAACAAGCAGCUAAUCACAUGUUCUCACAGCAGGACAACCUUGGUUCUCAGUUUAGCCACAUGAGUCUCGCCCGCCAGCCAUCUGCAGAUGGUUCUGAUCCUCAUGCUACCAUGUUCCAGUCCACUGUUGUCCUGCAGUCCCCACAGCAGUCUGGUUAUAUCGUGACGGCAGCCCCUCCACCACCGCCCCCACCUCCUCCCCCUCCCCCGCUGCCACCUGGGCAGCCGGUCCCUACUGCUGCCUACUCCACUUCUGGUCACCCUGUCAGCCAGCCUGUGCUCCAGCAGCAAGGAUACAUUCAGCAGCCCUCACCACAGAUGCCAGCCUGUUACUGUGCUCCAGGCCACUAUCACUCCAGUCAACCUCAGUACCGCCCGGUCCCUUCAGUCCAUUACAGUUCACACCUAAACCAGCCACUGCCACAGCCUGCCCAGCAGACAGGUUAUCAAGUUAUGCCCAACCAGCAACAAAACUACCAAGGAAUAGUUGGAGUUCAGCAACCCCAGAGUCAGAGCCUCGUUGGUGGCCAACCCAACGGCAUUGGAAAUCAGAUUCAAGGAGUUGUCAUCCCCUAUCCUUCAGUGCCAUCAUAUCAGGUUUCACUGCCUCAAGGUUCUCAAGGAAUUGCCCAUCACUCUUACCAACAGCCUGUUAUUUUCCCUAAUCAGUCUAAUCAAGGAUCUAUGCCCACCACAGGAAUGCCAGUUUACUAUAGUGUCAUUCCACCUGGCCAACAAAAUAAUUUAAGCUCAUCAGUAGGUUAUAUGCAACACCCAGGAUCAGAACAAGUACAGUUUCCUCGAACUACUUCACCAUGCAAUUCCCAGCAGCUUCAGAGCCACCAGUGUGCAGCUGUGCCACCUCCGCAGCACAGCCCUCAACUCUGCAGCCCCAUUACUUCACCAGCUCAGUCGCCAGCACCAGCUCAGCUAUCCACCCUGAAAACUGUCCGUCCUUCUGGACCACCACUUUCCAUCAUACCCCAAUUUUCUAGACCUUUUAUCCCUGGGCAAGGAGAUACCAGAUACCCGUUACUUGGCCAGCCGCUGCAGUACAACCCUCCUGCUGUCCUGCACGGACACAUCCCAGUCCCACAGGGUCAGUCUGGCAACAGGCACGGAAGCCGAGGAAGGAAACAAGCUAAAAAAGCUGCAUCCACUGACCUUGGUGCAGGAGAAGCAGUUGUUGGGAAGGUCUUGGAAAUUACUGAACUACCAGAUGGAAUAACUCGCAUGGAAGCCGAGAAGCUUUUUGGGGAACUCUUUAAAAUUGGCGCCAAGAUCCGGUGGCUGCGGGACCCCCAGUCCCAGCCCCAGCUGCAUCGUCACCCCCUCUGCUGUGGCAGUGGGGACAGUGCUGUCAGUUCUGAACGCUGUAAACCCAGUGACUUGGCCUCCACGUACACCGUCUUAGCCACAUUCCCCUCCAUUUCAGCUGCACAGAAUGCAUUGAAGAAACAAAUUAACUCGGUUAACAAGUUUAAACUGAGAACAAGCAAGAAGCACUAUGACUUUCACAUUCUGGAAAGGGCAAGUUCUCAGUAACAGCCACCUUGGACCCUUGGCCUUUGUGAUCCCCCUGCCCUCUCCCAUCUUUAAUUGGCUUGGUAUUGGAGCUUCUGUUAACAUGAUAGAGACUCCUAGGAUGUGUGGUCACGGCGUUACAGCUUUUGUUGAAGACAGGCCAGUGUUCCAGCAAAAGGGGGGAAAUACACACUUCACCCCAUGUGACUGUAGGAAUCCACAUCGGAAUGAUACAGAGUUAGCAGCUUUUUCUGAGGAAAUGCUGUUCAAAUGCCUCCUAACUUUUAUAGUUAUUUUGUUUUAUAUUUCUGAAUUCUUGUAUCAGAUCCAAAGCUCUAUUGUACAGCAAAUUAUUCUUCAAAAUGACUACAACCGGUUGCAACCUGUAUUUUUUUUGCAUCCAGCACAGUGUAACCCAACAUAGAAUUUGGGGGGGAAAGAAUGCAGCAGUGGGAUAACCAAGUCAAAACCAUGUUCUAUCUUUUUGAGGGGCUGAAGGGGGUGACUGAGGAGAGCCCACACGUAGAUCACUCUUCCCCUGUAUCUCUAAACACAAAAACACUUUCCAGGAAAUACAGAAUUCCCUCAUAGGGUCCUUUCCUUCUUCAUUUAGGUGGUAUGAACAUUAAGUGUAAAGUAAAUUAUGUUUUGAAUGCCUCUUAAUCAAACCACUUAGACUCAAAGGGGAAUAGGAAUCAUUCUAGGCAGGAAAAUCCACUUUUUUUUUUUUUAAGUGUCCCUCCAAUAACUGCCACUUAUUUGCAUUCCCCUCCCCUCCUUGUGGAUUUUUUGUCACCUAAGAAAAUACAUUUGACGAGUGCUGGAAACUUCUUAAGUGGUUUAAAAUUUGUUUUCAUUGUUUGCAGCGGAUCACUGGACAUCAAAGAUUCAUUGCACUUAUGAACAAGGAACCUUUUUUUCAAUUUCUGUGUAAUUUGCAAGGCUGUACAAUGUGUGCUGAUGCAAGCCUUUUUCAGUUCAAAAGAAUAAAUGUUUACAAAUAUAGA